GUUUAGUGUGGAGUUUUGUUGCAAGCUGAAUGUUCGGACUGGGGAGGACAUCUUCAUCGUCAUCUUCUGUAAAGUACUUUGACGUUAGAGUCAAGUCCACGUAUAAGAACCUUAUUAUUGUGAGGGGCUCUCAGUAUGAUUCACCUUCUAUUAUGCUCACGGGUGAUCUCGUCUUUUCACUAUCAGAGGAGAUGGCGUUUAAAAAGAUUGGACUACGGCUAGUUGGGCGCUACAAACUGGACUUUCUUGAGGUGUUAUCACAAGACAAUACAACACUCUCCAAUCCUGUGAAGGAGGAGUCGACCGUGUUCGAAGUGAUGUGGGAGAAUUUGUUGUUAAACGCCAAUGGCACCAUUGGUCCCCUAGAAGGUUCAACUAGUGGCACAAGUACACCGACCUUGGCAACAAGAAGGCUGAUAAGGUCAAACACGCCACUUUCAAUGCAUAUGGAACCUCAAAAGUUCGCCAGCACGCCCUUUGAAGACAUGGUUGUUCCUACAGGUACGACAUUUGUACUUCCAGAAGGUAACUACGAGCUGCCGUUCAAGUGUAUACUCCCCGGUGAUGUUCCUGAAACUGUUGAAGGACUUUUGGCCGGGUCAAUCCUGUACAAGUUUGAAGCAACAAUGGAUAGAGGUGGGUUUAAAUCACCAGUUAUGAAGUACCAGUACUUCCGAAUACUUCGAACGCUUUCAAGUGACAAUUUCUCCAUCUCCGAGACCAUUUCCAUCGGUAAAAGUUGGCCAGACAAAGUCCAAUAUGAGGUAAGCAUCCCUUCGAGGGCUGUGCCCAUUGGUGGAUCGACUCCUAUAAAGAUUCUACUGGUGCCAUUGUGCAAGGGCCUCAAGUUGGGGCCGAUAAGGGCACAGAUGGUGCAGUACUAUGCGUUUAAAGGAGUAACGGGUGAUAUCUAUGACGAUGAGCAGAUCAUUUUCGAUUCUACCAUGACAAGUAUGGAAGGGAAGGUAUUGGAGGAUACUUUAUCCAUAGACUCAUCGAUAAAGAUUCCUUCAAACUUGAAGAAAGUCACUCAGGAUUGUGAUUUGAAAGGCGAUAUGAUCAAGGUUAGGCACAAGUUGAAAUUGCAGAUUAUUUUGAUCAAUGACAGCGGCACGACGAGUGAGUUGAGAACGAACAUCCCAAUAUCUCUUUUCAUUUCGCCUGUGGUGGAAGUGUCUGGACGUACGAUAAUGCUUGAUAAGCAGGGGAAGCUUCAUUUCAGAAAGGAAGAGGACAGGCUCUUCAACUGUCAAAUGACUAAUCACAGCAGCGUUGGCUACAACAAUCAACAACAAGCAAGCUCAAACAGCUACGACACGCCGCCAAAUUAUGAAGAACAUGUUUAUGACCAAAUGAUUUUCAACGAUGGGGGUCUGAGCUCCCCAACUCCGGUGAGUUCUGGAGUGACGACACCGGUCCCGAUGCUUUCCAUUGCAGAUGGCGCGACCUCCAAUCUCAUCAACCCUUCAAGCAUUUCAAUGAUGCUCAUGGCACAGUACACCGGUGCAGCUGCAGACGUCUCUGAGUAUAGCGAUAUAUCGAAUGUUCCAUCAUACCAGGAUGCGAUUCAAGGUAACGAUGUACCUAAUCCCAGUGAGGACUUUUCUCCUAGGUAUCAAACUGAGGGCACAACCAAUACAUGAUCCAAGUAGAGAUUGUU
Messenger RNA from Williopsis jadinii, 1660 nucleotides. It is a transcript of the gene ART5, whose product is annotated as Art5p. The record is from RefSeq and is a predicted model, not a curated record. The transcript has a single exon. NCBI's taxonomy places the organism in Eukaryota, Fungi, Ascomycota, Saccharomycetes, Phaffomycetales, Wickerhamomycetaceae. Gene Ontology annotation, biological process: ubiquitin-dependent endocytosis. Gene Ontology annotation, cellular component: cytoplasm; cytosol; plasma membrane. Gene Ontology annotation, molecular function: ubiquitin protein ligase binding; protein-macromolecule adaptor activity. The coding region runs from base 30 to 1643 and encodes 537 amino acids.